Messenger RNA from Spizellomyces punctatus DAOM BR117, 234 nucleotides. RefSeq lists its product as uncharacterized. The record is from RefSeq and is a predicted model, not a curated record. The transcript has a single exon. Lineage: Eukaryota; Fungi; Chytridiomycota; Chytridiomycetes; Spizellomycetales; Spizellomycetaceae. The coding region runs from base 1 to 234 and encodes 77 amino acids.
AUGAGGGCGCUUCAAAAGUACGAAGAAGCGGGUGUACAAGGACGGCAGGACCUUCGCAGGACGAAAAUAUACCGUGGGUAUGCGGCCAAGCCUGGGGGAAAAGAUGGAGAAGGGAGUGGUGGGGAAGCUGAUCUCAAGUCGAAAGGCGAGCCUACUGCCAGUACCCAGCCACACCCUGCCACAGCCAUGCUAAAGCUGGUCGAUCGGGGAUUGAGCGCGACCUUCUUGACGUAA